GCCAAUGCAGCCCACAUGCCAACGGCCCCUCUUAUCUGCAGGCCUUCCACAAAUCCUAGACUCCUAGAGCUACCGACCGACCAGCCAUUGGUGCUCGCGUCGCAACUGAGCAUCUCCAAUGGCUGCGGCGUCGGCGAGGGCCCUCGCGAGCAAGCUCCUGCGGCAGCAGGGGAACACGAGCGCCCACCGGCUCCCCGGCAUGGGCGUCGGCGCGUUGGCCGGCUUCUUCAGCGCGGCAGCCGUCGCGUCGGCGUCCGACGGGGGUAACAACGCCUGCCCGGCCUACCCGUGGCCGCAGGACGGGGCGCGGGGCGGGCACAAGGUGUUCAUGCAGCACGACUGCGCCGCGUGCCACUCCAUGCUCCCGUACGCUGGUCUCGCCGAGCCCGCGGCGGGACGCGGCGAGAUGGAGGCCAAGGUGGCCGAGAUCGUGGUCGUCCACGAGGCGGUGCGCUCGGACUCGGAGCCGGCGGCAGCGGCGACGACGCUCCACGGCGGCGCCUGCCCGCCGGACCUCUCCGUCAUCACGAAAAUGCUGGAAGGGCCGCGCUACAACAGCCUGUUCAACGCCGCAGAGCUGAAGAAGAGGAUGGCGCUGCCGCUGCCUAACCCAGUCUGGCUGCAGUUCCUUCAGCCGUACCGUACAUGAGGAAUCCCAGUCAGCCUGAAUGCCACAUUCUAGCGACGUGCUCUACUGCAGUGUGCUUGUAAUACUGGGAAGUGUCAUGUGUAAAAAUAACAUUGGGACCGUGUUGGAUCCUAUCUUAAUACUGAAAGAAACAAAAAACUA
Panicum virgatum (switchgrass) is the source of this 790-nucleotide messenger RNA. Its product is annotated as cytochrome c1 1, heme protein, mitochondrial-like. Lineage: Eukaryota; Viridiplantae; Streptophyta; Magnoliopsida; Poales; Poaceae. The coding region runs from base 119 to 649 and encodes 176 amino acids. The record is from RefSeq and is a predicted model, not a curated record. The transcript has 3 exons. Gene Ontology annotation, molecular function: electron transfer activity; heme binding.